UAUAUAGACUUUAUUUACCGACAGGUUAUGGUAUGCAAAAGGACGAGGAAAAAAACCAAACUUCGAUGUAAAUAAUCAUUCAAAGCUAUUUAACCGCAGGUCUUUCGUGAUCUACUGUUUUACUGACAAGAAGGUUCUACCAUUCGCACGUAAAGUAUUCGUUCAUUGCAAUUACAUUGUUAAAACAAUUUUGCUGCGUGAUCUUAACCUAUAGCAGCUACUCGGUAAACUUCUUAUAUCCCUAAGUAAAUUAAGAAUUUUUAGAUAAUGGAUCGUUGUCACAAUUGCGGUGAACAUACAGAAGCAGAUUCGGGUCCCUGUUGUACUUUGUAUGAUAAGAUAGACAUAGCUAGGGUGCAAUGUCUAAAUGAGUGUACAGAAGGUACUGGGGCAACAGUCUUCAAAAAAUGGGAGGACCGAUUAGACAGAACCAAAUUUGUAGAAAGUGACAUAGAUGCUGAGCUUUUAUUCAAUAUACCUUUCACAGGAAAUGUAAAAUUGAAGAGUAUUAUUGUAAUUGCAGACGAAGAGUUAGAACCUAAUGUAGUAAGACUAUAUAAAAAUCGACCAAACAUGAUGUUUGACAAUGUGAUUUCUCCAGAUCAGGAAUUUCGGUUACACAGGGACCCACAUGGUUUAGACGAAUAUCCUGUGAAAACAGUCAAAUUCUCAUCUGUAAAUCAUUUAAGUCUCCACUUCACUGGUAUGGGGGAACAGAUUAGGAUUUAUUACAUUGGCUUAAGAGGAGAAUGGACUCCAUCUCACAAACACGGUGUAACUAUUUGUACAUAUGAAGCACGUCCCUUAAUUACUGAUCAUAUAGUGGACUUCAAUACACUUCCCAACAUGCACAUUAAAUGAUAUCCUCAUCAAAGUUGGCCCUUAAGACUUUAGUGUUAAA
This is a messenger RNA of Harpegnathos saltator (Jerdon's jumping ant), 901 nucleotides long. RefSeq names its product PITH domain-containing protein 1. The transcript has 6 exons. The record is from RefSeq and is a predicted model, not a curated record. Lineage: Eukaryota; Metazoa; Arthropoda; Insecta; Hymenoptera; Formicidae. Gene Ontology annotation, cellular component: nucleus. Bases 268 to 861 code for a protein of 197 amino acids.